AAAAAUGGCCGGCCUGCCGGCUUUCUUGUCACUUUCAUCAACUUCCCUCUAUUUCUCAAGAUAUUUUCUCCAAGUUUUCACUCAGCCUGCAGUGUUUUUCUUCUCUGUUCUCCAUAUGUCUUCUGUUUGUUCUUUUGAUGAAGAAUUCAUGACCUUGUAUAUGCUUACAACUAUUUGAGAAUCUUGAAAAGAUAUUGCAACUUAUGGGGUGUGCUCAAGCAAAACCUUCAAUGCAUUCGCCACCUCAGGGAUUAGAGAAAUUGAAAUUGGAGAGUGGAUAUGUUGCUAGAGGUGAUCAACAUGUUAGACCAAGGAGGUCCACUGGACAGAGGCCUCAUGAGCAAAGGGAGAAGAAUAAUGCUGCAGGUUAUGGUGAUGUUAGGAGAUUGAGUGAUACUUAUAGAGAUCAUAUUAUCCAUGAAAGAAAUUUGGCGACGACGAGCGAGGGAAAAAGACAAACUGAAGAAAGCAAUGAUGUUGCUAGGACAAUUACCAAGACAACAACUGAUGAACAAGAGUUAAUAGAUGGAUGGCCAAAAUGGCUAGUUGAUAAUAUUCCAAGAGAAGCUUUGGCUGGUUUAGUCCCAAAAAGUGCUGAUUCUUAUGACAAAAUUGACAAGGUAGGUUCAGGUACUUAUAGCAACGUGUAUAAAGCGCGAGAUAGGGAUACAGGGAAGAUCGUUGCCUUAAAGAAAGUCCGAUUUGAUACCUCAGAACCGGAGAGUAUAAAGUUCAUGGCUCGAGAGAUUAUGAUCUUGCAGAAAUUGGACCAUCCUAAUAUCAUAAAGCUUGAAGGACUGGCUACCUCCAGAAUGCAAUAUAGUCUUUAUAUAGUUUUCGAAUAUAUGCAGUCUGAUCUUACCAGCAUAAUAUCUCGGCCUGAUAUGAGACUUAGUGAAGCACAGAUAAAGUGUUACAUGCAACAGCUACUUGCAGGGCUGGAGCAUUGCCACGAGAGGGGUAUUUUGCAUCGAGACAUUAAGGGAUCCAAUUUGUUGAUUGACAAAAAUGGGAUGCUAAAAAUUGCAGAUUUUGGACUUGCAAACUACUUCAAUCCUGAAGAAAAGCGUUCUCUUACUAGUCGAGUUGUCACACUUUGGUACAGAGCUCCAGAACUACUAUUAGGUGCUACAGAUUAUGGAACAGGUAUUGAUCUUUGGAGUGCUGGCUGCCUCAUGGCUGAAAUGUUUGCGGGCAGACCUAUUCUGCCCGGUCGCACAGAGGUGGAGCAGCUGCACAAGAUAUUCAAGCUUUGUGGUACGCCUACAGAGGAUUACUGGAGGAAAACAAAACUUUCAACUACAUUCAGACCACCAUAUACCUAUAGGUCUAACAAGAAGGAAGCUUUCAGGCACUUUCCUGUAUCUUCUUGGAGGCUUCUAAACGUUCUUCUUGCUUUAGAUCCUGCAAAUCGCGGUUCUGCAGGUUCAGCUCUUCAAGUUGAGUUCUUUCGUACAAGCCCAUUGGCAUGUGAACUCUCGGAGCUGCCUGUAGUGUAUAAGGAGGAACCUGAGACAGUGUUAAAGCUUGAGAGGAGAAGGCACAAGACUCGACAACGCUCUCAAUCACAAAAGGAACGCAAAAAGAAAAUAAUAGAAGCAGAUGAAACAAAACCAGAUAAUGUUGGCUCUUAUGAGGAGCCAACAAAGAGUAGAGUUACAACAGUCUUUACUCUACUAGAGCCAGGAAGCAGCACUACCACUACUACUACAACAGCAAGCACAUCCUCAAGCACUUCAAAGCCAACUGAGAAAGAAGAGAGUCCACAGAGUUCUCCAAGUAGUACUGAAUCUGAUCCCAAUGCUAUUAGGAACAUCAAGAAUAGACCUCCUUUGCCAAAUGCUAGAAGAAGCAGAGCUAACAACAGCAAGAAGGAUGCGAUGAACAGAUUUAGUCGCGUCCAAAGGUCUCAAUCCACCAAAGAUUUCCGAGAUGUUGAUCAUAAAAAGCUUCAUGAUGUUGUUGAAUAAGGCACUUAUAACUAGUUGAAUUACAUUGACCGUGUAAAAACUCUUUACAUUGUCGGUGUAAAUAAGUUAAUCCUUCAAUUAUUUUCUUCUAAGGUUUGGUUUGCAACUUAUAGAUUGUGUAAAUAACUUGUUGUCUAUAUU
Molecule: messenger RNA, 2111 nt
Organism: Nicotiana tabacum (common tobacco)
Lineage: Eukaryota; Viridiplantae; Streptophyta; Magnoliopsida; Solanales; Solanaceae
Product: putative serine/threonine-protein kinase At1g54610
Biological process (GO): protein phosphorylation; positive regulation of transcription elongation by RNA polymerase II
Cellular component (GO): cyclin-dependent protein kinase holoenzyme complex; nucleus
Molecular function (GO): RNA polymerase II CTD heptapeptide repeat kinase activity; ATP binding
Source: RefSeq, a predicted model, not a curated record